Messenger RNA from Dermacentor silvarum, 990 nucleotides. RefSeq names its product kinesin-like protein KIF18A. The transcript is spliced from 2 exons. Bases 1 to 990 code for a protein of 329 amino acids. Gene Ontology annotation, cellular component: kinesin complex; mitotic spindle midzone; nucleus. The record is from RefSeq and is a predicted model, not a curated record. Gene Ontology annotation, biological process: mitotic sister chromatid segregation; microtubule-based movement; microtubule depolymerization. NCBI's taxonomy places the organism in Eukaryota, Metazoa, Arthropoda, Arachnida, Ixodida, Ixodidae. Gene Ontology annotation, molecular function: microtubule binding; ATP binding; plus-end-directed microtubule motor activity.
AUGGCAGUGCGCAUGCGCCUACUGAGCGAUCGUGACUCCGAGACCACCAGCAUCGUUGUCGUGGUCAUCACGCCUGCGCCCAUGGUAAGGCCGACUCCCGCAACAUCGAGGCACCCUACCACGGAUGAAUCUACAAUGGUGUCGCCAAACCGCAAGAGACGUUCUAACGAGGCCGCGCAGUCGUCAGGCACGAAACGUCGCGAGACGAAGAAAGACCCGCCGGCGCCCGGGGUUUGGGUGAACGUGGCAGAGCGUGGGCGCCUACUGAGCGUUCCUGACUUUAAGACCGCAAGCAUCGUCCGCGUUUUGGACGACAGGUGCCAUGUGUUCGACCUCAAGACCAAGGCGGAGUUUUUCCAUUUUCGAGACGGGGCUAAUGCCAAGCCCAAUGAAGACCAAAUGAUUAUAUUUGAUCACUUCUUGGAUGAAACAAAAGACAAUGUGUAUGUGUCUUUCGCAUUGCUGGGCUCCGAGGAAUGCUACGGAGUGGUCUCCUUCGUGGCCAGCGAGUUUUAUCAGCGCGUGGACAAGCUGCGGUCAGAGGGCCAGACAUGCGACCUAGCAGUCGCCUGUCUGGAAGUCUACAACAAGGUUGUUCAAGACCUGAUUUGCCUCGACCCGGCCAAGGUCAUUGCCAUAUUGAGCCUCACCAUACACAAGGUAAAAGAGGCCGGCGCUCUUCUCGAGCUGCUCUUGAAAAGGAAAAAGAACCGGUCGCAGCUUGCGACCGACGCUAAUGCUGAGUCAGCAUGGUCGCACCCUAUCUUCCAGAGCUACGCCACAGUAACGGAGAAUGCGACAAGCAUGAGCAAGGAAACUCGCAUCUCGAUGUGCUCUGUUGACCUUGCCGGCUCGGAGCACGCAGCUGCAGCCAGUAGGGACACAAAGGAUCUGAUAUACGAGGGUACCAAGCUCAACCUGUCGCUCCUGGCCCUCGGCAACUGCAUCGACCCCCGCUCGAAGAACGGGACGAAGCAAGUGCCCUACUAA